Tripterygium wilfordii is the source of this 1583-nucleotide messenger RNA. RefSeq lists its product as uncharacterized. The transcript is spliced from 2 exons. NCBI's taxonomy places the organism in Eukaryota, Viridiplantae, Streptophyta, Magnoliopsida, Celastrales, Celastraceae. The record is from RefSeq and is a predicted model, not a curated record. The coding region runs from base 794 to 1306 and encodes 170 amino acids.
UUUGUUGCCGAAGAAUUGUAACCCAAAGAGAAGUUACUUCUCAUUGAGCAACAGCAGUGAAUAUAAAGUUUUUGUUAGAUAAAUUGCUUUACUGGUCAAAGUUCAGCUUGUACCAAAUUGCAGAAAUUCCAAAGCUUACCAGCCAAAACCCACCAAAUCCAACCUCCAAAAGCACACAUUCCAAUAAAACCCAACAUUCACCAAUGGAUCCAAUUUCAGAUCUCACACUCUCAUUGAAAGUAUCAAGCAUCCAAUGAACUCUCUGAGGUAUUAAAUUCAGAAAUUGCACUGUAAAACUUACUCCAUUUCUUGAAGUUGGUAUGAAGAACAGAAUCAAAGAAGCUCUCUUUUGAGGAUUUGCUUGCAAGUUACUGAAGUUCUACUUUUUCCCACUACUACUGAACACCAAAGAACAAGAAGAUAAAGGGAAACCCAUAACUGGAAAGAAAAAGUAGUGGCUUGAGUGGAAGAUUCAGUGAAAUGUUAAAGAAGACACUUUUCUUGAAUGCUCAACUACAGCCCAAGUCAGUCUUUUGGUCCAAUAAUUCAUAACUGUUAUUUAUUUUUUUAACAACAAUAUUAUUGUUAACUCUUCAAACCUUUACGGUUCUUACCCACCCUCAGACCCUCACGCAAACAAAUAGCCUCUUAAAAUAACUAAAUUACAACUGGGUACUCUACCUACUUCUACCAAUUUAACAACAUUAAAUUUCUAUUAUUAUCCCAUCUGAAGAGAGAAACCCUUGGGAUUCAUUGGGAGAGAACAAUCAGGGCUGUCUUAGUGCAGAGAAAGAUGGAGCAGGAAGAAGAGGAAACAACACCAAAAUCAACAGAAUCAUCACCAUCACCUUCUUUCAGCUUACUUUUAAGAAUUAUGAGCAAAAGGAGGACAUGGGUAUGUCUAUUUGUGCUCGUAUAUGCCAUAAUCUUAUCAUGUUCAUGGAAUUUUAUCAAAUUCAUACUUUCUUGGUACAAACUACAAUCCCAACCAUCUUCAUCUUCAUCUGGGUGGCCUGCUCUCUAUGCAUCAGUGCUUCUUGGAGGCGUUUUUGGUUUGCUCUCCAUGGUUGCUGCCCUAGCUGUGGCAGUCCCAGCCACUCUGGUCAUCUGGAUCACAGUUGUGGUUCUUUUGGCUUUCUUUGGGAAACCCAGAAGGGUGUUGGUGGUUGAAGGAAGGAAGAUCACAAGGGAGAUUGUUGGGUUUGUCUUGAAGAUUUUGUUGAAGGAAGGGAAUAUUGUGGCUGCUGUUUGUGCAAUUUUAGGCUACUUUGCUCUUUUUAGAAAGAAUAGUGAAGGUGUUUCAUAGGGAAAUUUUGUUCCUGCUGAUGCAAUUUUGAUGGGGCUUUUGGGAUCUUCUUCUUGGUUGUUGAAAUUGGAAAAAGUUUGCCCCAAUCUGGAUUAAGACACUGUUUGGAAUGUUGUAAAGUUUAGUGCUUUAGAGACUGCAAUAUGGAAGCCGUAGAGCAAGCAAUAUGGAAGCUGUAGAGAGUAUAGAGGCAUUGUAACAUUAUUACCUGUUUUGUUAAUUCCUCUGUAUCUUCACACUGAUGCUUUAACAUCUUCAACCCUUAUUUUUCUCUUAA